Messenger RNA from Strigops habroptila (Kakapo), 4841 nucleotides. It is a transcript of the gene TRAPPC14, whose product is annotated as microtubule associated protein 11. Gene Ontology annotation, cellular component: TRAPPII protein complex. The transcript has 11 exons. Bases 1184 to 2899 code for a protein of 571 amino acids. Gene Ontology annotation, biological process: cilium assembly. Lineage: Eukaryota; Metazoa; Chordata; Aves; Psittaciformes; Psittacidae. The record is from RefSeq and is a predicted model, not a curated record. Gene Ontology annotation, molecular function: alpha-tubulin binding.
UCGGCCGCGCCCACUCGGCGCUCGGCUCCGCGCCCUGCGCACGCCCGGAGAAGCCGGUACCGGGAUCCCCCCCCCCGAACCCCCCCGAACCCUUCCGGAAACCCCCGAACCCCUCCGGAGCCCCCGGACCCCUUCGGACCUCCCCCCCCGAACCCCUCCGGAACCACCCGAACCCUACAGACCCCCUCCGGGCCCCCCCGAACCUUUCCGGAACCUCCCGAACCGCUCCGGAAUCUCCAGAACCCCUCCGGAACCUUCCGAACCCUUCCGGAGCCCUCCGGAACCCCCCGAAUCCCUCCGGGCCCUCCCGAACCCUUCCGGAUCCCGAUCCCAGUUAUCCCGAUCCCGGUUCCCCCUUCCCGGUACCCACCGAUUCCCCCCCGUUGCUGAUCCCAGUCCCAUUCCCCCUCCAUUCCCGUUGCUAAUCCCGCUCCCAUUCCCUCUACCAUUCCCGUUUAUCCCGGCGCGGCUCCCGGUUCUCCCUGAUCCCAUUCCCGGUCCGGGUUCCCCCCGAUCCCAUUCCCAUUUAUCCCAGUGCCAUUCCCGUUCCCAUUCCCGGUUAUCCCGCUCCCAUUUCCUCUUCCAUUCCCGUAUAUCCCAGUGCCAUUCCAGCUCCCAUUCCCGGUUAUCCCGGUGCCAUUCCAGCUCCCAUUCCCGGUUAUCCUGGUGCCAUUCCCACUCCCAUUCACGUUCAUUCCAGUACCGAUCACGCUCCCAUUCCCUCUCCCAUUCCCGUUUGAUCCCGCUCCCAUUCCCGGUUCUCCCAUUCCCAUUUAUCCCGGUGCCAUUCCCGCUCCCAUUCCCGUUUGAUCCCGCUCCCGUUCCCAUUUAUCCCGGUGCCAUUCCCGCUCCCAUUCCCAUUUGAUCUCGCUCCCAUUCCCAUUUAUCCCGGUGCCAUUCCGCUCCCAUUCCCGUUUGAUCCCGCUCCCAUUCCCGUUUGAUCGCGCUCCCAUUCCCGGUUCUCCCAUUCCCAUUUAUCCCGCUCCCAUUCCCGGUUCUCCCAUUCCCAUUUAUCCCGGUGCCAUUCCCGUUUGAUCCCGCUCCCAUUCCCGCUCCCAUUCCCUCUCCCAUUCCCGGUUAUCCCGCUCUCAUUCCCGGUUCUCCCGGUGCCAUUCCCAUUUAUCCCUCUCCCAUUCCCGCUCCCAUUCCCGUUUGAUCCCGGUGCCAUUCCCGGUUGAUCCCAAUGGAGUCCCAAUGCGAUUACUUCAUGUACUUCCCGGCGGUGCCGUUCGGGGCGCGGGAGCUGCUGUCGGCAGAGCCUGGCCGGUACCGGAGCCUUCCCCGCCGCAACCACCUUUACCUGGGGGAGACCGUCCGGUUCCUGCUGGUGCUGCGGUGCCGGCCGGGCCCGGGCCGCCCCCCUUGGACCGAGUUGGCCUCGUCCUUAACGGCGCUGGCGAGCGUGAGCCCCGGCGGCGGCGGCGGCGGCGGCGGGGAUGGAGCGGGAGGGGACGGCGAGGACGGGGACGGCGACGGGAGCGCCCCCAACGGGACGGAGCUGGAAGCGACCGCGGCGUUCCGGGAGUGCCGGGUGCUGCUGACGCACGGGACCGGAGCGGCCGCGCAGCAGGAGGGGGUCCCUGUGGAGGAGCCCAUCGUGUGUCCGGAUGAGGUCAUCUUCCCCCUCACCAUCGCCCUGGACCGGCUGCCCCCCGGCACCAGCAAGGCCAAGGUGGUGGUCACAGUGUGGCGCCGGGACACGGAGCCCCCGGAGCUGCAGGAAGGCUCCGGGUACCUGAAGCUGCUGCAGAGCCGGGAUCCAGCUCAAGUCUUCCGCCAGGAGCAGGCGGCCUUCAAGGCACAAGUGAGCACGUUGCUGACGGUGCUGCCUCCCCCCGUGGUCCGAUGCCGCCAACUCACAGUGUCCGGGAAGUAUCUGACCCUGCUUAAAGUGCUCAAUGGCAGCUCGCAGGAGCCGCUGUCCCUGUGCUCCGUUCGGGUGCUGCCCAACCUCAACGCCAGUUACCUGCCCGUGCUGCCCGAUGGCUCCGUGCUGCUGGUCGACGACGUCUGCCACCACUCGGGUGAGGUCCCGGUGGGCUCCUUCUGCCGCGUGGCCGGGGCCGGCUCCGCGUGUCCCUGCGCCCUCAGUGCCCUGGAGGAGCAGAACUUCCUCUUCCAGCUCCACGCGCCCGAGCGCCCGCCCGAGGACACCAAAGAGGGCUUGGAAGUCCCCCUCGUAGCCAUCAUCCAAUGGUCCACCCCAAAGCUACCCUUCACCACCAGCAUCUCCACGCACUACCGACUUCCCAGUAUCCGCUUGGAACGUCCUCGCUUCGUGAUGAUGGCCACGUGUGAGUCGCCGGUGGUGGCCCACCAGCGCUUCAUGGUCACCUACACGCUCCUCAAUGACCUGCAGGACUUCCUGGCCGUGCGCUUGGUCUGGACCCCAGAGACGGCCACCACAGGGCAGCGGGCGCCGGGCGAGGAGCGUGGGGCGCCGGAGGCCGUGGUUUGCCACUCGCCCCAAACCAACCUGGGCUUCUCGCGCAAGGGCAGCGCCACCACCACCCGCGUGGCCUUCCAGGCCCUGCGCGCCGGCCUCUUCGAGCUGUCCCGCCACAUGAAGCUGAAGCUGCAGUUCGCCGCCAGCGCGGCGCCGGCCGCGGCUGAGCCCCGGCCCGUGUCGCGGCGCAGCAGCCCCAGCAGCCCGGCCCUGCGCGACCUGCUGGAGCGGCACCAGGCGGGGCUCGGCCGCUCCCAGUCCUUCUCGCACCAGCAGCCGCCGCGCAGCCACCUCAUCAGGUCGGGCAGUGUGAUGGAGCGCCGCGCCAUCACCCCCCCGGUGGGGUCCCCCGUGGGGCGCCCCCUGGCGCUGCCCCCCGACCGGGCGGUGCUGGCGCUGGACAAGAUCGCCAAGAGGGAGUGCAAGGUGCUGGUGGUGCCCCCCGUGCAGUGACACCAAUGGGGGGCUAUGGGGGGCUAUGGGGGGCUAUGGGGCUAUGGGGGGCUAUGGGGGGCUAUGGGGGGCUAUGGGGCUAUGGGGGGCUAUGGGGCUAUGGGGGCUAUGGGGCAAUGGGGGCAAUGGGGGCUAUGGGGGGCUAUGGGGGGCAAUGGGGGCUAUGGGGGGUAUGGGGGCGAUGGGGGCUAGGGGAUAUCAGUGGGGACCCAUUAAGUGACAUUGGGGGCACCAGUGGGGUCAAUGGGAUGCGACUGGGGGCAAUGGGGAUGCCAAUGGGACACCAUUGGGAUCAAUGGGCACACCAUUGGGACACCAUUGGGAUCAAUGGGAAGACCACUGGGGACAAUGGAGAUGCCAAUGGGACACCAUUGGGGACAAUGAGGCACCACUGGGAUCAAUGGGAACACCAUUGGGGUCAAUGGGAACACCAUAGGGACAAUGGAAAUGCCAAUGGGACACCACUGGGAACACUGAGAACACCAUUGGGGUCAAUGGGAACACCAUUGGGACACCAUUGGGAUCAAUGGGGCACCACUGGGGACACUGGGAACACCAUUGGGUCACCAUUGGGAUCAAAAGGAACACCGUUGGGACACCAUUGGGGACAAUGGGAACACCAUUGGGACACCAUUGGGAUCAAUGGGGCACCACUGGGGACACUGGAAACACCACUAGGACACCAUUGGGGACAAUGGGAACUCCAUUGGGACACCAUUGGGGACAAUGGGGCACCACUGGGGACACUGGGACCACCAUUGGGUCACCAUUGGGGACAAUGAGGCACCAUUGGGGACACUGGGAACACCAUUGAGUCACCAUUGGGAUCAAUGGGAACACCACUGGGACACCAUUGGGGUCAAUGGGAACACCACUGGGGACAAUGGAGAUGCCAAUGGGACACCAUUGGGGACAAUGGGGCACCACUGGGGACACUGGGAACACGAUUGGGACACCAUUGGGGACAAUGGGGCUCUGGGAACACCAUUGGGACACCACUGGGAUCAAUGGGAACACCAUUGGGACACCACUGGGGUCAAUGGGACACCAUUGGGGACAAUGGGGCACCAUUGGGACACCAUUGGGACACCAUUGGGAUCAAUGGGAACACCAUAGGGACAAUGGAGAUGCCAAUGGGACACCAUUGGGAUCAAUGGGCACACCACUGGGGACACUGGGAACACCAUUGGGACACCAUUGGGGACAAUGGGGCACUGGGAACACCAUUGGGACACCACUGGGGUCAAUGGGACACCAUUGACGACAAUGGGAACACCAUGGGGACACCAUUGGGAUCAAUGGGAACACCAUUGGGACAAUGGAGAUGCCAAUGGGACACCAUUGGGAUCAAUGGGGCACCACUGGGGACACUGGGAACACCAUUGGGACACCAGUGGGAUCAGUGGGAACACCACUGGGGACAAUGGGGAUGCCAAUGGGGACGCCAUUGGGGACACCACUGGGGACACCAUUGGGGAUACCAGUGGGACACCACUGGGAUCAAUGGGAACACCUAUGGGGGGUGGUCAAGCUUUGGGGGGGGACAAAGGGACACAAGAUCCCCAUGGGACCAGUAUCCCUAUUGUCCCCAUUGCCCCCACUGGUGUCCCCAGUGUCACUUAAUGGGCUCCAUGUGCUGGUGGUGGCACCCAUUAAGGGACAUUGGGGAGACCAUUGGGGACCCAUUAAGUGAUAUUGGGGACAUCAAGGGGGGGGCACAAGCUAUGGGGGGGACAUAGGGACAAAGGGACACAAGAUCCCUAUGGGACCAGUGUCCCCAUUGUCCCUAUUAUCACCUAAUGGGCUCCAUGUGCUGGUGGUGGCACCCAUUAAGUGACACUGGGGACACCAUAGGGACGCUAUAGGGACACCGAUGGGGAUAUUAUGGGGUAUUUAUUCAGCUGCUGUCACUGUGUUUGUGCCAAUAAAGAGCUGGCCUGGC